Molecule: messenger RNA, 1529 nt
Organism: Nicotiana tabacum (common tobacco)
Lineage: Eukaryota; Viridiplantae; Streptophyta; Magnoliopsida; Solanales; Solanaceae
Cellular component (GO): chloroplast; cytoplasm
Molecular function (GO): phosphatase activity
Source: RefSeq, a predicted model, not a curated record
GGGCUGAAUAGGCUAAUUUCUAAUUGGGCAAGAAAGAACAGUAAACCUCAAUCGCAAUUCAGACAUACAGAGAAAGGAGUUAAACCAUGAUUGGAAGAUGCGUAUCAGCUCAAUCAUCAAAGCCAAACGAGCUAAAAUUUCAAACUUUGAAUGGAAUUCAAGAGCUAGCUGAAACUCGCCGAUUCAAGGCAUGGUUUCUGGAUCAGUUUGGAGUCCUUCAUGAUGGGAAACAACCUUAUCCUGGUGCCAUUUCGACAUUGGAAAAGUUGGCAACUUAUGGUGCAAAGAUGGUAAUCGUUAGUAAUUCUUCAAGAAGAGCAUCUACAACCCUGGAAAAAUUGAGGAGCCUUGGAUUUGAUCCAUCACUCUUUAUUGGUGCCAUUACCAGUGGAGAAUUAACACAUCAGUAUCUUCAAAGGAGAGAUGACGCUUGGUUUGCCUCCUUGGGAAGAUCAUGUAUUCACAUGACUUGGAGUGACAGGGGUGCUAUAUCUCUUGAGAGCCUCGGACUAGAAGUUGUGGAAAAUGCUCAGGGAGCCGAUUUUAUUUUGGCUCAUGGAACUGAAGCCUUGGGGCUUUCUUCUGGAGCCGCACUUCCCAUGAAACUUGAUGAUCUUGAAAAAAUACUGGAGCAGUGUGCUACUAAAAAAAUUCCCAUGGUGGUAGCAAAUCCUGAUUUUGUAACUGUUGAGGUUAGGGCUCUGCGUGUUAUGCCCGGAACAUUGGCGGCCACAUAUGAAAAACUUGGCGGUGAAGUAAAAUGGAUGGGUAAACCUGAUAAGAUAAUAUACAAGUCAGCUAUGAAAAUGGCUGCUGAGGAUGCCUCUGAUUGUAUUGCCAUAGGAGACUCCCUCCACCAUGAUAUCAAAGGUGCAAAUGCAGCUGGAAUUGCAUCCGCAUUUAUUACAUGUGGAAUCCAUGCUACUGAACUUGGACUUGACAAAUUUGGAGAGGUCGCAGAUGAUAACUCUAUACAUGCUCUUGCCUUGCAAAACAAUGCACAUCCUACAUAUGUUAUCCCUUCAUUUACAUGGUGAAGAAUGUGCUAUUUGGGCUUGGCUAAAAUUUUGUCCCUCCAGUGUUUAGCAUUGAUGUGUCCAAGUACCUAAUAAUGCUACUCACUUUGUACCUCUUUUGAUUCUUUUGGAUGAAAUGGUUUUUCCGUUAACCAUCUAAUUUGUCUAAAGGGAGUCUUGGAGCAACGGUAUUCUUUGUCUCUGUAUGACCUUAUAGGUCACAGGUUUGUAUUCUUGUCUCUGUGUGACCUAUAGGCCACAAGUUCGAACCGUGAAAUCAGCUACUGAUGCUUGCAUCAUGCUAGGCUGCCUACCUCACACCCCUUGGGAUUUGGCCCUUCCUCGGACCCUGCGUGAAGUGGGGAUACUUUGUGCACCGGACAUCUAUUUUAUCUAAAUUGUUUUUUUCAGUUAACCAUCCAUUUUAUCUUUCUAAUAUGACUGUGUUGGAAAAAUUUACUCAUACCCAAUUUUUAGACCAAUCCAAGAAUACAUGACAUGUAUUUUUAUGUA